AUGAUCAACAUGCGAUCUUCCCACUCAAUAUUGUUAUUCGUUUCAGCUUGUCUGGCGGCAGAUGUCAACGUUGCCUGGCGUCUCGACCAUGAAACCAAGACCUCAGCAUUGCUAGCAGUAGACACCAACGGCACUGUCAUAGCGGGAACAUGUGGCAACAUUAUUAACGCUAGAGACCCGAUCGACUUCUCAUAUCUUGAUGAAAGCGAUGGAAGUGGUAAAUUCUUCAUCGGCAAUGCCAGCUACCUGGUUCACAGUAACCCUGUGUUUUCUGGUGGACCUGUGUGCUCCCGCACCUACAACCCAGAUCACACUCUUGUGCAUUGUUCAGGUAUCAGCUGGGAUGCUGUUGAUGCCAUUGGUGACGAGCCAAGAGACUGCUUUGCUAAGGCUCCCACGGAUGGCGAGCUGAUGGACCUUCAGAGCAGAGAAUUGGACAAGACUAGUCAGAUGCACAAGCGAGUUAGACUAGAGCUUGUUGGCGAUGGCAAUCCUCGCCAGCAUUACUACCACACACAGUUAUCGGAAACCAUAGACUGCGGCGCGGCCUCAGGCUGUAGCGUCGGCGAGUCAGAUACGGAGUCCCGCACUAUCUCGGCCAGUUGGACCUUAACCGGCCCGGAUAAAAGCUGGGCAAACUUUGGCUUCGGCGUCAGCAAAGCAUGGUCAACUGGCAAUUCCUACACCUGCAGCGGGGUGAAGAAUGAAUCGGUCUGCGUUUGGUACAAGGUCGCCCACACGACAUACACUGUAAAAUCCUUCACGAUCCCGCCGGGUGAGUAUAUGAACAACCAAGAGGUGGAAAUAUACGACAUUUCGUCUCCCAACAAGAAAAACAAGGGUGGGAAUUACUACUGCGUUGUCGGUAACUGUACAUCCCAGGAUGAUGGUUGGUGGGACAGGGUGGGUCGGAAAGGCGUUGCUUGA
Fusarium tjaetaba is the source of this 927-nucleotide messenger RNA. RefSeq lists its product as uncharacterized. The transcript has 5 exons. Bases 1 to 927 code for a protein of 308 amino acids. Lineage: Eukaryota; Fungi; Ascomycota; Sordariomycetes; Hypocreales; Nectriaceae. The record is from RefSeq and is a predicted model, not a curated record.